UUUAAAGAGGAGGAUGUAAAAGGAGUGAACCCACUGACAAAGUGUGAACACGUGUCAGAGACGAAGAAGACGAAUAUGAUGAAGAUAUUAUUCAUAUUAUAAGAAUAACGAUAAAACGCGGCUCUUGUCUCUGAGCCUGUGAACGCAUGUUGUUCCUGUCGGACCCUGAACGCUUCACCGCAAGUGUUUCCCAGCUGACCGUGAAGGCAGCACAGUGCGCUCUGGUUGCUGAUUGGCUGCGGUUGCUAUGGGAGCGGGUCCCGUCGCUAUGGUGAUGCAUGUCUUAAGGAGGGAUUGUGUCAAUCACAGUUUCAGACUCCGCGAGCGUAGUCGACUCCGCUGAGCUAACGUGCUAACGUGCUAACCGGGAGUGUUCACCGGUUACAAAGCGAAGAAGAAACAACGGACACGGAAGAAGAGGCGAAGAGCAGCCGCAAAGCCUGAUGGGAAACCGAGGAGAAAGUUUCCAACUUUGUACACGGACUGCGUUCGGCCGCUGCUAGCCUGCUAGCGGCUAACGUGUUAGCAGUUAGGAAAGUUCGUGAGGGGAGGAGGGGGGUCCAUGACGGGGGAGGGGGUCCGACCGGCCCGGUUCAGGAUGAACGAGGACCCGGAGUCGCAGGGAGCCGCAGAGUUCAUCAGAGAUCGUCUGUACUUCGCCACGCUGCGCAGUAAACCGAAGAGCACGACCAACACUCACUACUUCUGCACUGACGAUGAGUUUGUCUACGAGAAUUUCUACGCAGACUUCGGGCCUCUCAACUUGUCCCUGUUGUACAGAUACAGCUGCAAACUCAACAAGAAGCUGAAGUCCUUCACUCUGACCAGGAAACGAAUCGUCCACUACACCAGCUUCGACCAGAGGAAGAGAUCCAACGCUGCUGUUCUGAUUGGAGGAUACGCUGUGAUCUACCUGAAGAAAACUCCAGAAGAAGCUUACAGAUCUUUGAUCUCUGGAUCCAACGCCUCCUACCUGCCCUUCAGAGACGCUUCCUUUGGAACCUGCAGCUUCAGCCUUACGCUGCUCGACUGUCUUCAGGGCAUCAGGAAGGCUCUGCAGCACGGCUUCUUUGACUUCGAGACGUUCGACGUGGAUGAGUACGAACAUUAUGAGCGUGUGGAGAACGGAGACCUGAACUGGAUCGUCCCGGGGAAGUUUUUGGCGUUCAGCGGACCUCAUCCUAAAACUAAAGUGGAGAGUGGUUACCCGCUCCACGCCCCAGAGGCUUACUUCCCCUACUUCAGGAAACACAACGUGAGCACCGUCGUCCGUCUGAACAAGAAGAUCUACGACUCCAAACGCUUCAGCGACGCCGGCUUCAACCACUACGACCUCUUCUUCGUGGACGGCAGCACGCCAAGCGACGCCAUCACACGACGCUUCCUGCACAUCUGUGAGGGUACCGACGGAGCCCUGGCCGUCCACUGCAAAGCUGGUCUCGGCAGGACGGGCACUCUGAUUGGUUGUUACCUGAUGAAACAUUACCGCUUCACGGCAGGCGAGGCCAUCGCCUGGAUCCGGAUCUGCAGACCGGGCUCUGUGAUUGGACCGCAGCAGAACUUCCUGGAAGAGAAGCAGGCUGCGAUGUGGUUGCUAGGCGACAGCGAACGUUCCCAGAAGGCCAAGCUGGAGGAGAGGGCGGUGUCUAACCUCAUCACCAGUAUGGACGACCUAAACCUAAACUCCGCCCACAACGGAAACAUGUGCAGAUCUCCGAGUUCCGACCAUCUACAGGAGGUGGAGCUGACAGAUGGAGGACUGAGUCUGACUCAGGGAGACAAACUGAGAGCUUUAAAGAGCCGACGCCCCCCCCGCCCCGCCACCACCGGAGCCCUGAGACUGGACGAGAUGAAGAUUCAUAGCCGAUCAACCUCUCAUCCUCUCAGGUUAUCUAUGGGGGCAGGUCAGGGCCUCUCCUCCCCCCUCAAGUCUUCCAGGUUCCCAGCAUCCUCUGCUUCAGCUGCAGCCAAGAGGAUUGGAAGAAGUCCGUCUUCAUCAGCGUCAAACAUCAGGAGCUCGGCUCUCACCUCUCGAUUGGCCGCCUCGCUCAGUGACCUGUACGCUGCAGACAUGGAGGAGGAAAGGAAAACUCCAUAUUCUCCUCCCCCCUCCUCCUCCUCCUCUGUGUGUCUCAGCCCUUCCCCCUCCUCCCUGGUCCCGCCUUCUCUCUGUCGCUAUGGUAACGCCCCUAACCCUCGCAGCACGCAGCACGAGGUCAACAACAACAGUGGUCCGUAUGGCUCUGCGGCGCCCCCUGCAGUGAAGAGCUUUGUCCGGCCGGGGCCUCCAGACUUCAACCCUUACAGGGGCCCCGGGCCCUACAGCGCUAUGAAGGGCCCGACAGGACGCUACCUAAGCCGCUCCAUACCUUCUCUUCAGUCUGACUUCAUCCAGUACUAAAACUACAGAUCUGCCCUGAGGACACUUUACACACAAUCCCCCCUGACAGCUGACUGUAAACAUGAUGUGAUCAACACGCAUGUGGCGCCGCAAGAAGAAGAAGAAGGAGAAGAAGAAUUAAUGUUUAGAUACAGAUUUUAUAUUUCUUAUUUGUGACAGAAGAAGAAAAAAUAUUUUUAUUUUUAACAAAAGUCCUUUAGUUUCUGAACUGAAGGAUCAGCUGACGACGACUCGACUGUUGUCAUGGUAACAGUAUUUACUUUGUGUUGUGUGAGUGAAGGACGCAAUAAUUUUAUAAUCUACAGCAACAAUAAGGAAGAAGAAGAAACUCAGGGUGUGUGUGUGUGUGUGUGUGUGUGAGCUAGCGAAUUAACCGCUUUGUUCAUGAGUUAAAAUACCCGGUGAUGAUGCGUUCACUGACCAGUGGGACACGUGUCCUCGGAGUAUGAUGUAAUCAGAGGCGAAGUCCAACACGUGUGUCAGACAGACAUGUUGGCUCCGCUAACAAUUUCCCUCUGCUUCCAGUCUUGCCAUGCUAAGCUAGGCUAAAGACGCCGGGACGACCAUUUACUGUAAUGUUUGAACUUCCUGUUUUUGAAGAAGAGACGCUAAAUCGCUGAUCGAUCAGAAGAUGUUUUUAAUGUUUGACUCUACCUCCUGUAUGUGAGAAAUUACAGACACUUUCAAAAUAAAACACCCAAAGACCAAAACAGUACAAUGGAAUAUCUGUUAAAGCAGCAAUAAAGCGAAGCUCAGUGAUUGGUCAAUUCUCCUGAGUCACAUGAUCAUUUAGUGCCUUAAAGGUUUUCACUAGGCUUUUAUUUUGGAAAUAUUUUAACGAUUGACCUGAUUUUAAAACUUUAUAAACCUCAAGAAGGGAAACUUUAGAAAACAAAUGUGUGGAUGCUUUUCUUUGAUUCACUUUAUUUCUGAACAUUUUCACAAAUAAAAUCAUUGUCCUCUGA
Molecule: messenger RNA, 3366 nt
Organism: Scophthalmus maximus (turbot)
Lineage: Eukaryota; Metazoa; Chordata; Actinopteri; Pleuronectiformes; Scophthalmidae
Gene: cdc14ab
Product: cell division cycle 14Ab
Exons: 16
Coding region: 563-2401 (612 amino acids)
Biological process (GO): cilium assembly; positive regulation of cytokinesis; microtubule cytoskeleton organization
Cellular component (GO): mitotic spindle; spindle pole; nucleolus
Molecular function (GO): protein serine/threonine phosphatase activity; protein tyrosine/serine/threonine phosphatase activity
Source: RefSeq, a predicted model, not a curated record